GAGCCCGAGAGGGGUGGGGUGAUGCUGUUGCCGCCGCCGCUGCUGCUGCUGCUGCUUCCGUAGCUGCUGCUUGCUGAGCCCCCACUCCAAAUGAAGAGCGAUGCCACAGUGUCUGGCCACCACCCUAGUGAUCUGCUUUGGAGACAAAGCCCGUGAGUGAGCGUCUCUCCUCUCUCCUAGUUCUCUCCAGCAGCCCCAGGUACCCAGCACCGGAUGGACGCCUGUUAGGAGCCCUGAUUCAGCAUUGAUCAUAGACAGGUUCAAGCACUGCUCCUGCUUCCACCUGUGGAUCUGCGUCGAUAACUUCUGUGCCUCCAGCUCCCUGUGAGACACCUGCGCCAGGUCAUUGGACCUGCCCUGACAACAGUUUCUGGGGAAAGAGAAUGAAAGAAGGCAUGUCUAAUAACAGCACAACCAGUAUCUCUCAAGCCCGAAAAGCUGUGGAGCAACUCAAAAUGGAAGCCUGUAUGGACAGGAUAAAGGUCUCCAAGGCUGCGGCAGAUCUACUGGCAUAUUGUGAUGCCCACAUCCGAGAAGACCCCCUUAUCAUACCAGUGCCUGCAUCAGAAAACCCCUUCAGAGAGAAAAAGUUCUUUUGUACCAUUCUCUGAGUCCAUUUGUAAUGCAAGUGUCCCCUUUUCUGUCUGUGAAAACCUCCCAUAGAAAUUAUGCAUGCUUUUAGCAUUAGAGGAUAAUAGAGAAGAUUAUUACUCUUCUUGCUGUCUAACUCAAAAUGGCCUAGGGUGCUGUGCUUUUUAAAUUGACUUAUUAAAGAAGCAGUGUACAUUUUUACAGCAAAUGAUACAUGUGCCAAGUAGAAUUAAACAUGGGGCUAGGGGUUGGGUUUUUUUUUUUAAUCAUUAUAAAUCCCAAAGUUAAAAUGCAUUAAGUUAAUUCAUUUCAGUGAAUAUGGUUACUGGGGAUGAGCACUGUUUUUUCAUGGAGGAAAGAAAAUUGCAGCCAAGAAUCUUCAUUAUAUAUCCAAUUAAAGACCUUUGGACCAACUGUACCAUUUUUAUUUCCUUUCCUGGAGAGAAUGUAAGUCCUGGCUAAUCUAGAUCAUCUCUAUUUCCUAUCCCAUCCUCCUCUUUGAGAGAUAAGAGAAACGAGGAUUGACUUGUUCUCCCUCAUUUGCAUCCCAUGGAGGCUCUGUGCCUCUCUGACGUACACACCCUAUGUGGAGCGACCUUUGUCUUUCCUGUAGCACUGCCUGCUGUUAGUUGUUCUGUAAAUGCCCUUUCUGCAACUGUGGAAUGUUGAGUGAACACUAGAGUAAAUUUGACUAUAAAUCCAA
Molecule: messenger RNA, 1294 nt
Organism: Phascolarctos cinereus (koala)
Lineage: Eukaryota; Metazoa; Chordata; Mammalia; Diprotodontia; Phascolarctidae
Gene: GNG4
Product: G protein subunit gamma 4
Biological process (GO): G protein-coupled receptor signaling pathway
Cellular component (GO): heterotrimeric G-protein complex
Molecular function (GO): G-protein beta-subunit binding
Source: RefSeq, a predicted model, not a curated record